AUGGACGAAAACUUCCUGGCGCCGGCGCCCACCUGGCACUUCCGGCUUCCGUGGCGCCGCAAAGUGUCUGCCGCCGACGUGGCGAAACUCCAGGCUAAAACCAACAAGCGGUCCAGAAAGCUCCACAGAGCUCUAGACAAACAGAAAGCGGCUCUUCAGGCGUGGGGAGCAUCCCUUUCGGACGAAAACAGAGACAUGAUUUUCCACUACGUUCGUCUUGUGGACCAGCUCGGCGAUGUUUUGAAGUUUGACGGGCCUUGUGACGCCAUGGAGGGUGUUGCAGCCAGGGAAGCGAAAAGAGAGGAGCUUGUGGCGAAAGACCAGAAAUUGGUGAAGCAGCGGGCACAUGUGGCGGUGAAGUACGGGCCCAAGUGUACUCAGGCGUUGGAGUUGGGCGAGGAAAUCAAGGAAAACAGGUCCCGAAUCGCCCUGUCUCUGGAACAGCUAGCUGAGGCUAUCGGAGUGGAACUUCGAGCAGCGUUGAAGGAGUACCUGGGGAAAUUGAAGCUUGCGGUGGGUAGGGUUGGAAAUGCAGCCGAACGGUUGGAAGUUGGCGAUGGUGGUGGAGAAUUGGAGUGUAACUUUGAGGUUAGUGAGGUGAAGGUGGACAAGGAAGAGACUGCCACUGAGGAGGUCACCGAAGUUGAGAAAGCUGAAGAAAAGGCUGAUAAAGCUGAAGUUGAAGACAUCCCUAAAGCCAAGGACCAGCCGUGGGCGAGAAUGCCGUCCAUGUUUGCACGAGCUCUGACGAUAGUAGGUAAGAAGGUGAGGAAAGGCGACACGGAAAAGAAGAUCUUGAAACCUGAAGACACAAAGUAUCCUUAUCCCUCGGAUCCCAAGGAAAUCAAGGUUCUUUUGGGAAAACAGGCCCUUGAAAGAAAGGAAAACCGGGCCCAGAUGCCCUUGAGGAUGGCUUCCAGGUUGGAAGCUGAAAAGAUAGGCAAAACAGAACUCCAAAACGAAUGGGCCAACGUCGACAACGAUAUCGACGAAAAACUACAAGGCCGAGGCACAGGCGCCAACGGCACCGUCCACCGCGUGUGGAACGGCUGGUAA
Candidozyma pseudohaemuli is the source of this 1056-nucleotide messenger RNA. RefSeq lists its product as uncharacterized. The coding region runs from base 1 to 1056 and encodes 351 amino acids. NCBI's taxonomy places the organism in Eukaryota, Fungi, Ascomycota, Pichiomycetes, Serinales, Metschnikowiaceae. The transcript has a single exon. The record is from RefSeq and is a predicted model, not a curated record.